GGCCGACGCGAAAGCAAAGGCCGCAGUACGGAAAUUGCUAGCAAGCACUAACGUGGUUAACUGCCGCUGGUCAUUUCUCGAUAGCGACUCUUCCUCGAGUUACUAACUAGCACAAGCACAACAACGGACAGACCAUGGCCGACUACGAAGGUUACUUGCUGCUACACGAUAUCGGACGACAGGCGGAUCCUCUCUACUUCGAGCUCAAAGGCGGAAUGCUGCAGUACUACGACAAGAAGGACGGUCGCUUCAUUGGCCAGUUCUUGCUCACUCGUCACCGCGUAUCGGUGCAGCCCAUUGACGGUGGACUAACACCCAACCGCUUCUGCGUCGAGCUGUGCCCCGUCCGCUCAGUGCAUGACACCGAACGUUCGAUCAAACACUUCCGACGCACGCGUAUAGUGCUGGGAGCGUCGACGCCCGAGACUCAGGAACAAUGGAUCCACGCACUGCGCACCUGGCGUCGUCGUAACUGGAAGGAUACGGCUGUGAUCGCUGCAUUCGACGACGAAGCCAAGGCGCUGCGCAUGAUGAUGCUCAUGUACCGUCUCGAGUUGAAGCUGUUGCGCUUCACGGACCUCACACUACGCAAGGUCAACAUGGACCCUCAAUCCAGCGAUCCGAUUUACGGCGAUGCUGCAUUCACGAAGCACCAAGAACACCCGACUACUCUAAUGUCAGGAGCAAUUCAGGUCACACGUUUCACCAAUACGUUCGGCUUCCAAGGAGUCUACGCUAACCAGUUCGCGCUCUAAUGAUGGGAUUUGUCCUACCGAUGAGGUAGAAACCACUUGCCGCGCCAGACCAGGUCGUCUUUGUGUAAAUUAUGUUGUGAACAUGGCACGGAGUGAGGAUAUGAAGUACUUGUAAGGAUGUGUGCUCGUGAGUAUCGUUAACAAGCGACAAAUGAGAGCCCCCAUCACAUCAUUUGGACUCG
Molecule: messenger RNA, 937 nt
Organism: Phytophthora nicotianae INRA-310
Lineage: Eukaryota; Oomycota; Peronosporomycetes; Peronosporales; Peronosporaceae
Exons: 2
Coding region: 135-755 (206 amino acids)
Source: RefSeq, a predicted model, not a curated record